UAUACUCAGUUACACACACCAUAGUACAAUACUUUUCUCCUUCAAUUCGUUAUUUCGCAAUUCAAUUCUCACACGCCAGAACCUCUUCUUAACCGGCGCCGGAAAUUAUCAUCUUCACCGGCGCCGAGGAUUCUGUUCCUAGCACUUCUCUUCCACGGUGUAUUUUCAAGUGGAACUCAGUGGUUUCUCUUAACGCUCGUCGGGAGAAUUGCAUCGGCUCUGUAGUAGUUGGUAUCCCUCUGGAAUUCUGCUUUUCUCAACCCUCGCCGGAAUUCGCUGCUUGUAGUGAGGGUGAUGGCGAUGAGGAUGGAAGCUGUACUGGAAACAAAAAUCAGACCACCAAGGUCAUGCCCAGAAACGAGAGCUCACAUGCCUCCUUGUAGAUAUACAUGUAGGCAUUCUUCAAUGGGUUCAUAUGCACUAUUGCCUUCCAACCUUGUUGAAAUUCAAAGCAGCAACAUCAGUGGAUUUUCUUAUUGUCAACCAGAGAAGAAAAGACUUGGAGUGGGGAAAACUUUUUGUUCUGCUGCUAUACAGACAAGCACAUACGGCGAUAACUUAGCUAUAGCUCCUUCACAUGUUGCAGAGGAAAAGAUUGGGGUGCUUCUUUUGAAUUUAGGAGGACCUAAAACUCUUAAUGAUGUCCAAUCGUUCUUGUUUAAUCUAUUUGCUGACCCAUACAUCAUUCGCCUUCCUAUGUUGUUCCGUUUUCUGCAAAGACCUCUAGCUCAAUUGAUUUCUAAGCUUAGAGCCCCUAAAAGCAAAGAAGGAUAUGCUUCUAUAGGGGGGGUUCACCAUUGUGAAAGAUAACUGAUGAGCAGGUGAGAUAAGUUUUCUCUUGCAGACUUUGUUCCCUGCUUUCUUCGCCAUCAUAGACUUGAUAAUGAUUGUUUUGAUUUCUUUUCACAUAUGGUUGUCUAAUUCUCUUAUUUUACUGUCUCAUUAAUAUUUAAUCUUUUUUCUGAAGGCAAAUGCACUUAAGUUGGCAUUGGAAGCAAAGAAAAAGAAUGUAUCUGUCUACGUUGCCAUGAGAUACUGGUAUCCGUUUACAGAGGAUGCAGUUCAGCAGGUACAUCAAGGAGAGGAAAAUGUAUGGCAUGAAGAACAAUUGCAGUAGCACGAAUGACAAUUUUUAGGCGGUGGAUCUCGCUUAAAAGUGGAGCAUGGUUUUGGAAUUAAUUAGGCAACUAGCUAGUAAUCUUUUUUUUUUUUAAAUAUAUUUACGCUAGAAGUAAAUAUUUUUUGGUGCAUAUAUAUUAGGUUGGAAGUAAAUAUAUUAGGUGAUCAAACUUCUCUUGGGAUUUGAUAUAUAUACAAUAGUACUAUACUAUAGUACUUGGUGUUGGAAAUUGUCGAACGAUUGGAUGACCUUGAAUAUAUUUAUGGAUCUUUUUGGAAAUCUAAUUUUUUAUCAUUAUGUUUAUUUGGAAUUUUUUUUGAAUUAUUUCAGCUUUGCAUCAACAUCAAGUUAACAGGUUAAUAUAUACAUAUUUAUAGAUCCGUCGUUGCAAUAGCCACAAUAUGAAAAAAAAAUUGCAACGGUUCAUGGGAUACC
Molecule: messenger RNA, 1555 nt
Organism: Beta vulgaris subsp. vulgaris (sugar beet)
Lineage: Eukaryota; Viridiplantae; Streptophyta; Magnoliopsida; Caryophyllales; Amaranthaceae
Product: ferrochelatase-1, chloroplastic-like
Exons: 5
Coding region: 295-810 (171 amino acids)
Biological process (GO): heme biosynthetic process
Molecular function (GO): protoporphyrin ferrochelatase activity
Source: RefSeq, a predicted model, not a curated record